AUGCAUAAUUAUUAUGAACAAGUCGAUUUUUUAAACGGAGGGAAAGUGGCUCACUAAUAAGAGGUUCGGUAUUAGGACCAAGAUUAAUUACCUUAAGAAACAGAGAAAACUCUAAAGAUAUUGGAUCAAGAAUUGGCUGUUGAUGAAGAAUACAAAGAAGCAUUUGAAAUAGCGAGAAGACUAUUGAAAUUUUAUAAAAGUGAGAAUGCAAUUAGGAAUGGAUAGUAUUUUGCUGGAGCAGCACUAUAUUUUGGAUUUAGAUGCAAAAAUGCCCCAUAUCUACUAAUAGAAAUUUCAGAAUUUAUAAAAAAGGACUCUGCCACAAAGGUGGCCAAAUGUUAUUUAAAACUUUUAAAAUUUGUAAAGGCAGAUGCCAAAGCUCCCCAAAUAGUUCAAUUAGCAAAAAGCUUAUAAUAUUUAGAUCCCUCUAUCUACAUACCAAAGUUCGUAAGACUAUUAGAAAUAAGCCGAGAUAAAUACAAGGCGAUUGUUGACACAGCAAUGAAAUUAAUUAAAAGAAUGAUGUUAGAUUGGAUGGCUUAUGGGAGAAGACCGUCAUCACUUUGUGGAGCUGCAUUACUCAUUUCAGCUAGAUUCCAUGGAGAAAAUGUGCCUACUUCUUAGGUCUGCAAAACUGUACAGGUUUGUGAUGAAACAAUUAGAAAAAGAUUGGCAGAGUUUAACUAAACAGGGUUAUCGUAGUUGACAAGAGAGCAAUUUGAAUAGAUUGAAAAUAUAGAGACUGGUAUUCCAGGACCAGUAAAUGAUCCACCUUCUUAUAGAAGAAUUAAAUAAUAAGAAGAAGAAAUGAGGAAAGGAUUGACAGAAGAAUAAAUUAAACAAUUAGAAGAAAGCACUUUAAAAAAAGCCUUAGAAAUGAUCGAAUUACUUAAGGUCUAGCCUGAAGUCUUUAAACAAGAAGACAAUUUAAAAUAAGAAUAUCCUAUUCCUGUUAAAGAGCCAAUCAAAGAAUAAAAAGAUAACGAAAUCUUAUCCUCUUUAAGUGAAAUAGAUGAAUAAGAAUAUAUCUUAAAUGAAUAGGAAAAGGCAAAUAAACAAAUUGUCUGGUCAGCAUUAAAUAAAGAAUACAUUUAUGAUAUUGAACUUAAAAAUCAAAAGAAGAAAGCCUAAUAAGAAAAAAAUCUGUUAAGUGGAAAUAAAUAAUAGACCUAAAAAGCAAGGAAAUAAGCAAAAGUAGAGAAAUCUUUUCCAACACCUUAAGAAUCUGUGGCUAAAAAUUAUGAAAAUGAUGGCAUAAAUCCAUAGGCUGUAAAGAAUUUAUUCUCAAAAGAAGAGGCAUUUUUUGCAUAACUUAGUUGA
Messenger RNA from Paramecium tetraurelia, 1320 nucleotides. RefSeq lists its product as uncharacterized. The record is from RefSeq and is a predicted model, not a curated record. Gene Ontology annotation, molecular function: TBP-class protein binding; RNA polymerase III type 3 promoter sequence-specific DNA binding; RNA polymerase III general transcription initiation factor activity. Gene Ontology annotation, biological process: transcription preinitiation complex assembly; transcription by RNA polymerase III; DNA-templated transcription initiation. Lineage: Eukaryota; Ciliophora; Oligohymenophorea; Peniculida; Parameciidae. The transcript has 3 exons. Gene Ontology annotation, cellular component: nucleus; transcription factor TFIIIB complex; transcription preinitiation complex.